UUUUUGAUGUUGGCAUUUCACAACCGCACAAAUAUUUUAGCUCUAUUCUGCCAAUUAAGUUGCACCCUCUGGAUGAAAUUGUUUUGAACUUUUUGUCAUUUGAUUUUACGCGCCUUUUUCGUAUGUGGUUGUUUUCAGUGUUGUAGUUUUGGAUUAAAAUUAAGACUAUUUCUAGUAAUUGUGUAUUCAUGAAGUAUGAACUAUAAACGAAGUGUUAAAUUUAUUAUCCACAUUCCACAGAGAUACGUUUGGUUGGCUGCAAAUGUUGACGUUGAAUAGGUUUACAGUUUUGUACAAUGGAUCAAGAGGAACAAGACAAGCAAAACAAACGAGUCAUUGAUUUGUCAUCUAUUAGUCCGGUCGUAAAACGUCGUUCAUCUUUGUUUUCUAGGAGGAUUUCGAGAGGAAUAGCAGUUAGAAAAGCUGAAAAUGGCAAUUCUUCAAGAGAAAAUGCAGAAGAUAAAAUAACACUCAAAGAGUAUUUUGAUAAACUAAAUAACGAGGAGAAUGACUGGAAGGCUCUGAAACUAGCUAGGCAAAACAGGAAGCAAGCAAGCAGAGAUGCAAUAGCUCGUGGUCCUCCAAGCCUUAAAUGGGAGGACAGCCAAGACUUGCUGACGGAUGAUGAUAAGCAGUUCAUUGCUAAGAUACCAGACUGCAGAGCCACCUUGCAGAAGCUGGAAGAAGCUGAGCAACAUCUAGGCUUGUACGAACACUACGGAUUAAGACUUGCGCAAACAGCAACGUGCCUUAUUGACAGGUUAGAAGGUUAUACAGUUGCAGAGGGAACGGGCAGCAACAUUUUUGGGGGACCUGAGCUGCAACAUUGUGAAAGAAAUUGUGCAGGUGACAAUGUGGUGGAAAAGAACGAUGCUGCAGACAACGUUGUGAAAGAAACCAUUGAGUAACGACUAAGCAUACAUUUUAAGAAUAUUAGUUUUGUGUAGAACUGAAACUUCUAACUUCAGAGAGAGCAAACAAAGACUUGUAAGAUUGUAAAUUGUCUUAAGUGUUUUUAUACCAGCUUGUUUUAAAAAUAAUUUUCUAAUCAUGUGCAGAUCAAAUAUUCCAGUUGUUGAUAUUUUUUUGACUUUUGUAUAUUAAUUUGUAGCUUUAAAUGCUUCAUUAGUUUUCUUAGAAUACAUAUUUAGCAAUGCUUUUCUUUUCCUAUUGUAAA
Messenger RNA from Bacillus rossius redtenbacheri, 1177 nucleotides. RefSeq lists its product as uncharacterized. The transcript is spliced from 5 exons. Bases 297 to 908 code for a protein of 203 amino acids. The record is from RefSeq and is a predicted model, not a curated record. Lineage: Eukaryota; Metazoa; Arthropoda; Insecta; Phasmatodea; Bacillidae.